This is a messenger RNA of Daucus carota subsp. sativus, 999 nucleotides long. Its product is annotated as protein LOL1. The coding region runs from base 306 to 755 and encodes 149 amino acids. The record is from RefSeq and is a predicted model, not a curated record. Lineage: Eukaryota; Viridiplantae; Streptophyta; Magnoliopsida; Apiales; Apiaceae. The transcript is spliced from 5 exons.
ACACUACCCCACAUCUCUCCAUACAACCUGCAAAGCUACUUGCUUUUCCCCACACCAUAAUAAUGCAAAGCUUUCCAAAGAUUAUUUAGAAGAACAUUUUUUCGUUUGGUAAGGAGUAUAUCCUUUUUAUCUUUCUAAUUAUUCCACGAGACCACAAGCUUUUUCUUAUGCUGCCAAGUCUUUUUCUCUUCCAAAUGGUGAUGACAGAUGCAUUGCUGCUCAUUUUGUGGUAGCUUGUAGCCAGCUUAGGUGAUCUUGGUAAAGCAAUUUACUUGCAUUUGCUCUCUGUGUGUAUCAGCUUCAUCAUGCCAAUCCCUCUUGCUCCCUACCCUUUGCCUCCGGCGCCCUACACACCACCUGCAAAUGGUUCUCAGAGCCAGCUUGUUUGCUCUGGAUGUCGAAACCUAUUACUCUAUCCACUUGGGGCAACCUCAGUAUGUUGUGCUGUUUGUAAUGCAGUCACAGCUGUGCCACCUCCAGGCACAGAAAAUGCUCAAUUGGUCUGUAGAGGUUGCCACACGUUACUAAUGUACAUUCGCGGCGCAACCAGUGUAAAAUGUACAUGCUGUCACACUGUCAACUUAGCUAUGGAGGCUAAUCAAGUAGCACAGGUCAAUUGUGGAAGCUGUCAAAUGUUGUUGAUGUAUCAGUAUGGCGCGCAGUCUGUUAGAUGUGCAGUUUGCCAUUUUGUGACUUCAGUCGGGGUACCCGUACCACCAACAACAAGUACUGUGGAGCAGAAACUCAACUGCUAAAUCAAGAACGCUUGAAUUACGAAGGACUUACUAAUACUUGUGUGUUAGUUGCAUGUAUAGACUUGUUAAAUUGCUUCAGCAUGAGUUCACUAUGAAUAAGCAUUUUUGUCAGGUGGCUUGUUUGAAAGGACCUCGGAGUUAAUGUUUUAGGACAAAAAAAGGUUUAUUUUGUCACACAGUGUUUGUAAAUCAGUGGAAUUAUAUGCAUGAUUUCAUGUUAUGUCAAAUUAUGAACUUGUCAGAG